Molecule: messenger RNA, 1530 nt
Organism: Clarias gariepinus (North African catfish)
Lineage: Eukaryota; Metazoa; Chordata; Actinopteri; Siluriformes; Clariidae
Product: keratin, type I cytoskeletal 13-like
Exons: 8
Coding region: 60-1472 (470 amino acids)
Molecular function (GO): structural molecule activity
Source: RefSeq, a predicted model, not a curated record
UAAAUGGUUAGUCCUUACUCACUCUCAAGAGUAAGACCUCCAUUAAGGUCUCCAUCAACAUGGCAAGCAGUAGCAUUACAUCAAGGACCUUAUCUUUCAGGAGAGGAUUCCAGGGCGGCAGCAUACAGGCUGGAGGAGGAAUAGGACUCUCUGGGGGUCAAAUCUUCCAAGCCUCUAAAGGAGCCAUUAGUGGAGCUUAUAGAUCUGGUUUAGGUCUUGGUGUAGGUCUUGGUUCAGGGAUUGGAGCAAGCUCUGCUGCAGGUUUUUUUGGUAGUGGGCUUGGAAGACGUGUUGGGUUUGGAGUUGGUGGUAUUUUUGGAGGUGGUGCAGUGUUUGCAGGUGAUCCAGAGUUUGCAGGUGAUGCAAGAUUUGGAGGUGGUGGGUUUAGAAGUCAUGCAGGGUUUGUAGGUGAAGAGGCUGUUGGUAUCCUUGGCAAUGAGAAGUUCACCCUAAGAAUCCUUAAUGACCGUUUGGCCUCCUACCUGAAAAAGGUGCAAUUGUUGGAAAGGACCAAUGCAGAGCUUGAGCUGAAGAUCAGUCAAUUUGUUGGGAGCAGGACCUCACCUGCUGAACGGGACUUCUCUGACUCUUUGACUAUCAUUGAUGAUCUCCAUGACAAAAUUCUGGGAACUCUCCAGGUGAAAAGUGUCAUCUUUCUCACCCUUGACAAUGUCAACUUGUCUACGGAUGAUUUCAGGAUUAAGUAUGAGAACGAGUUGGCCCUUCGUCAGACACUUGAGGCUGAUGUUGCUGGGCUGAAAAGGCUGCUAAACGAUAUCAACCUGAGCAUAGGAGAGCUCACUCUGCAUAUCGACACGCUGAUUGGUGAGAUGACCUACCUUAAGAGGAGCCAUGAGGAGAAAAUGGUGAAUACACGUAGCCGGAUGAGCGGACAGAUUCAUGUAGCGGUGGAGGCCCCACCCCAGCAGGAGCUCACCAGUGUCCUGGAAGACAUCCGUGAUCACUACGAGACCGUCACUGCCAAGAACCAGAGAGAACUUGAGAGCUGGUUCAAGAGCAAGGUGGUGACUGUUGGAACUGUAUUGCCCGCAAUAAUACCACCCCAAACAGAACUGAGUGCAGAGAAGACCACAGUGCAGUCUCUGGAAGUUGAGCUCCAGUCUGUUACGGCCAUGAAAGCAUCCUUGGUGGAACAACUUUCAGAGACAGAGAAUUUCUAUGCAGCACAGCUGUCAGGAUUCCAACUGCAGGUAACAAAUAUGGAGGAACUGCUGCUGCAGCUUCGCGCUGAUCUCGAGCGUCAAGGUUAUGAUUAUCAGAUCCUAUUAGACCUCAAGACCAGAUUGGAGAGGGAGAUCACUGACUACAGGAGACUGCUGGACAUAGGAGUCCAUAUAGGUUUCUCCAGUGACUUCAGUACUACCAGCAAGAUCUCCACUACUAGAUUCUUAAAGGUAGAGAAGACGUGUGAAGGAUCAAAAGGCAAGGAAAACUUGGAAACAACUAAAUAAACACUGGAGUGCCUUUCACUAAGCUUUUCAGCCCAAUAAUAAAGAUUACACUUAUGUA